Molecule: messenger RNA, 2185 nt
Organism: Scleropages formosus (Asian bonytongue)
Lineage: Eukaryota; Metazoa; Chordata; Actinopteri; Osteoglossiformes; Osteoglossidae
Gene: ptpn2a
Product: protein tyrosine phosphatase non-receptor type 2a
Exons: 9
Coding region: 74-1288 (404 amino acids)
Biological process (GO): peptidyl-tyrosine dephosphorylation; negative regulation of ERK1 and ERK2 cascade; negative regulation of receptor signaling pathway via JAK-STAT
Cellular component (GO): cytoplasm; nucleus
Molecular function (GO): non-membrane spanning protein tyrosine phosphatase activity; protein kinase binding
Source: RefSeq, a predicted model, not a curated record
UCAGUUUUUUUUUUUUUUUUUUUUUGGUGUUAAAAAACCGCGGAGCGGAGGAUCUCCCCGAGUGACACUCAACAUGGAGCGCCAGUUCGAGGACAUAGACUCGACGGGACGGUGGCACAACCUCUACAUGGAAAUCCGUAACCUGUCACACGAAUGUUCGUACAAAGUGGCAAAAUAUCCAGAGAAUCGUAUUCGGAACAGAUACAGGGAUGUCAGUCCGUAUGAUCACAGUCGAGUAAAACUUAAGAAUUUGGAGAAUGACUACAUCAACGCAAGUUUGAUUGUUAUGGAGGAAGCCCAAAGAAAUUACAUUUUAACUCAGGGACCAUUGAGAAACACUUGUGGCCACUUCUGGUUGAUGGUUUGGGAGCAGAGAACAAAAGCAGUCAUCAUGUUGAACAGGGUGAUUGAGAAAGGAUCUGAAAAAUGUGCACAAUACUGGCCAACCCCCGAGGAGCGGGAAAUGUCCUUUAAGGACACGAAUUUUGUUGUGAAACUGCUGUCUGAGGAUGUUAAAUCCUACUACACGAUACGAGUGUUGGAGCUGCAAAAUACAGAUACCCAAGAGACUAGAGAAAUCUACCACUUUCAUUACACCACCUGGCCUGACUUUGGGGUUCCAGAGUCCCCAGCCUCCUUCCUCAACUUCCUGUUUAAAGUGCGUGAGUCGGGGUCCCUGGAGGUGCAGCACGGGCCAUCAGUGGUACACUGUAGUGCUGGGAUUGGCCGCUCGGGCACCUUCUCAUUGGUGGACACGUGUCUUGUCCUGAUGGACAAGAGAAAAGACCCAUCUUCAGUGGACAUUCAGAAAGUCCUGCUAGAGAUGAGGAAGUACCGCAUGGGCCUUAUUCAGACUCCUGAUCAGCUGCGUUUCUCCUACAUGGCCAUCAUCGAGGGUGCCAAGUAUAUUAUGGGUGAUAGGUCUGUAAAGAAUGAGUGGCAGGAGCUUGCCAAUGAGGGCCAGGAGCCUGUAUGGGAGUCAUCUGAACCACCCCCACCCCCGCCUCGUCCCACUGAUAAGCUCAAUGGUGACGGGUAUGAAUCAAAAGAGGCAGACUGGCCCAAGCAAGACCACGAGGAGAGCAUAGAGAGCUGCACACGCCAGAGGCAUCGGGAGGCCAGGAGGGCUGCAACAGCACAGAAGGUGCAGCAGAUGAAACAGAGACUGUACGACACAGAGCAGAAGAGACAGAGGUGGCUAUACUGGAGACCCAUCCUCUUGGGUGUGGGGGCAGGUGUUACAUUGGCCCUUGGACUCUAUAUUGGCUGGGGAAUGGCCUCCCAGUGAGCCCUGGGCCUUGCUGCUUCUUGUUGGUGUCUGGGGGGAGGGCGCACAUUUUCUUGGUGCUACGAUUCGGCCUCGUUCCAGGGGGACCCUAGUCAAGGUCAAUAGCCAUGCACCAGCUCACAUUAAACCUGUAGUGAAACGCAGGACCGUGGCUGACACAACUCAGGACACAUCUGAGGGCGUGCACAUUUUACCGCCAAAUGUAACAAAUGUUUGUACUGCACACUCUGGAAUGUUGUAUACCCAAGGGUCAGUGCAAACAAGGAAUAUUGCUCUUUUUUUGUGUUUUCCUUUUUUUUGUAGUUUUCAUCUGUUUAUCGUCAUUUAAACAGCAUCUUAGCACUGAGUUUCAUUGUUAAAAGUGCACUCCCUGAGGGUUGAAGGGAAGUUUUUUCAGUUAUGUUUGAAAUUGGAAAUGACAGAAGCUCAAUUUCCAAAAGGCAACUGAUUGAAUGGCAUUGUAAGAGAAGUUGGAUUGUCUGUCUUCCAUAGUUUGAAUGAGAUAAAAAAUGGACCAAAUGUAACCAAAAAUGACAAGAUGAGUUGUAUUUGGAAAAAGCGUAAUAUCCUUAGUAGAACUGUGUGAUUGUCACAGUGCUGACUUCUGUACUGAUCUUUACAUUGUUCUCUACGUUAUUUCCACUUCCAAACUCAUUACUUGUAUUUCAUUUAAGUCUCAAAGUUCAAUUGAUGUUUUUUUGGACCACUGUUUUUGGGGCCACUCCUAGCAAAAUUCAGCAUGAAACUGCCCCCCAUCUGAAGGCCAUAGCACCACCCACUGGUGGGACACAGGUGUAAUGUUACCAGCUAUCUGAUUUCACUGUGAUGUGUGAAACAGUGUUUCCCAUGUACAGAUGAGGUUAGUGUUAUCUUUUCAAAGAUCAAAAUAAAAAAACU